Molecule: messenger RNA, 478 nt
Organism: Bacillus rossius redtenbacheri
Lineage: Eukaryota; Metazoa; Arthropoda; Insecta; Phasmatodea; Bacillidae
Gene: Snapin
Product: SNAPIN protein homolog
Exons: 3
Coding region: 26-460 (144 amino acids)
Biological process (GO): synaptic vesicle exocytosis; lysosome organization; lysosome localization
Cellular component (GO): synaptic vesicle; BLOC-1 complex; BORC complex
Molecular function (GO): SNARE binding
Source: RefSeq, a predicted model, not a curated record
UUGAUACUUUUGAUUUGCGUAUGCAAUGGAUCUCGAUACAGAAAGUACAACCACGUCGAUUGAUGACAAAACAGAAGAUUUUGGAGAAAAUCCUACGCGUGACACUUUGGCGGAGGGUUUGAUGUGUUUAUUGAAACCCACUAUUGAUCAGCUGGAUGACAGAGUUCGGGCUGUAAGGAUAAGCCAAGUGGAACUGAAACAGCAGAUCGAUGGUUUGUCCGAGGAACUGAAGAAGAUAUCGGACAGCCAGGCGUGUCCGCUCGAGUUCGACGCAUACGUGCGCAAGCUCAUGAACGCCAAGCUGAAAGUGACGGUGGUUAGCAACAUUCUGCAGACAGCACAGGAGCGCCUGAACAAGGUCCACGCCAACAUCCUGAAGGAGGCCGCGAAGCGCAAGACCCUGCUGGAGCCCUCGGCCAGGGCCGCGCCUCUGGAGGCGUCCCAGCCGUCCAUACAGUGACCAGUCGUUAACCUUACU